Molecule: messenger RNA, 264 nt
Organism: Colletotrichum lupini
Lineage: Eukaryota; Fungi; Ascomycota; Sordariomycetes; Glomerellales; Glomerellaceae
Exons: 5
Coding region: 1-264 (87 amino acids)
Source: RefSeq, a predicted model, not a curated record
AUGUCAGACGGCAGUGACAGACAGUCCCGGCUAGGCUGGAUUGCGGUGGACCGAUUCCAACCUCAGGCCUCUGAAAAAUGGCAUCUGCUCAUGCUCUUAUCACGACGAGAGACGCUUGGGUGGGUGAGAGUAUGGCCCAUCAUCCCAAGACGAAGAAACGCCGUGUCACGAUACUGCGGAGAUAGGGAGCGGCAGGAAAAGAAUUGGUUGAUGCUACAUUGCACUUCCCUCCUUCCCACCCACCUUAUUCGUGCUGGGCUUUAA